AUGAAUGUCUGUUCCCUGCCGGUUUACGAUUAUUGGCACCCAAAAGUGAUGAGAUACGUGGAUUAUGAUUUCGACCCGACCGUAAGCUGCGACAAAAAUUUUGUGCCAUUCACGCGGCUCGUCGAUGGCAAAUGGGAUGUUGUGGAGGAGAAAAAGGGGAUGAAUUGCUCGGCGAGAUGCAUCUCUGGAAUCGACGAUUGGAAAUUGAAUAUCACCGACUGGAUGGCUCCGGGAAUGCCUGUCAGCUGCGAAUUUUUGGAGGCUGUAUGCUGGGAGGGAUCGAGAGAAGUGUAUGGGUAUAUACAUUCUCAGGUUAUACCAAAAAAACCCACCAAACCCCUCAAAAAUCCAGAUGCCCCUAACGUCUUCGUCUUCCUGUUUGAUUCUAUGAGCACUGGACUAGCUAAACGAUCGUUCCCAAAAACGCUGUCCGCACUAUCCUCUCGCUUGGAAGCCGUGGAAUUUCCGUUUGUGAAUAAAGUUGGGGAAAAUAGUCAACCCAAUGGAAUGGCAUUGUGGUUUGGAAAACUUAUCGAACCAAUUAUGGGAAAGAAUUACGGUGGGAGCGAUGUGAAAGUGGAUUGGGAGAAGGAGGUGUACUGUAGAAAUCAUCUGAAUCAUUCGAUUUUUGAGGAUUUUCAGAACGAGGGGUUUAUGACGCUCCAAAUCGAUGACUGGGGAAACCAGAUGGUGAACUACCCGAAUUGUAAGGGAUUCGCUGAAGCGCCGACUCAUCACUACAUGCAUCCAUUCCAGAUGGUUUAUGAGAGAUUCGGGACGAAUAUCACCAAAAAUCACUUGAAAGGGGCGUUGUGUAGAGAGGAGAGACACGCGGUGUUCGAGUAUUUUCAGCAAUUUGUGGAUGCUUAUAAAGACACCCCGAAAUUCACAUGGAUGUGGAUCAACACUGUCGCACACGACCAUUUCAAUGGUUUCAUGAGAGUUGAUAAGGAAAUGGCCGAGAUUAUUGAUAGGAAUGCUGACAUGUUCGACAACUCGUUCGUCAUCUUCUUAGGCGACCACGGGUUUCGAAUCGGUAUGAGAAGAUUCCUGCAGACUGAAAUUGGUAGUUUGGAGAUGAAUAACCCAUAUUUAUCAAUUUCAAUUCCCAAAAAAAUACGUCAAAAAAGUCAGGCGGUGCUGGAAAUCAUGAGACAAAACUCGCGGAAACUUCAGACUCAUUUCGAUACGAGAGCCACGAUUUUGGAUAUUUUGAAGUACCAACCAGCCGACUCCUUCAACAACCGUACUCUUCUGGAAAUUUCCGGGGAACGUGGUCACUCAUAUCUCCGUCGUCAACCAUCACUUCCGAGAACUUGCGGACGCCUUCCUAUUCAACCGGAGUACUGUAUUUGUCAAGUGGAGAAGGUGACGGUAGUCGAUGAAAACCUCCGCAACCGAUUGGGAAUUCUUCUAAUCGACCAUAUUCAUGAUCUACUGGACGCUGCGAAUUUCUCAUCGAUGUGUGAGAAAUUUGAGUUUAGAGAGACAACGUCCCUCCUCCACUACGGCCAUACGAACCACUCGGAAACCAGUCACAACUAUGAGAUUACUGUAAUGGCCGAUGCUCCAAGCUUUGCACAAUUUCAGACGAUUCUAAAACAUAAUAAGAAGACGAGUCAGGUGUCAUUUGGAAAUAUAGUGCGGUUGGAUAGAUAUGGCAAGACGGGGGACUGUACGAACAAUAAUAAGUACGAGAAGAUGUGCUUUUGUAAGGGAAUGACGAGUGUACAGAGAUGGUGGUAUCGAUUCGAGAAGUGGUGUAUGUACUUGGAUGAUGAGGUGCAGGAUUGGCUUGCGAUUGCUUAA
Caenorhabditis remanei is the source of this 1809-nucleotide messenger RNA. RefSeq lists its product as uncharacterized. The record is from RefSeq and is a predicted model, not a curated record. Lineage: Eukaryota; Metazoa; Nematoda; Chromadorea; Rhabditida; Rhabditidae. Bases 1 to 1809 code for a protein of 602 amino acids. The transcript has 11 exons.